AUGCGGAACAACGUUCUUAUUUCCCUUAAUGCCAUUGCAGGCGCUGUCGCGUCUCCCUUCUCUGGAUACAAGAGACAGUCGGAUAUCAACUCCUUCAUUGAAAAAGAGACUCCCAUUGCAAAACAAGGGGUGCUCAAUAAUAUCGGCGCUGAUGGCAAACUUGCUCAGGGAGCCGCCGCGGGGAUUGUUGUGGCCUCUCCAUCCAAGGAUAAUCCUGAUUACUUCUAUACUUGGACACGCGACGCUGGUCUAACCAUGGAAGAAGUGAUAGAGCUGUUUCUCGGAGGCGAUAAGUCUCUCGAGCCUAUCAUUCACAGCUAUGUUGACUCUCAAGCUAAUCAGCAGACCGUUUCCAACCCAUCAGGCAGUCUUUCGGAUGGCUCAGGCCUUGCUGAACCCAAGUUUAAUGUCAAUAUCUCUGCUUUUACCGGUGCUUGGGGCCGCCCCCAGCGUGAUGGGCCGGCUUUACGUGCCUCCGCCUUGAUUAUGUAUGGCAACUUCCUGGUCGCGAAUGAUAAGAAGUCGCUCGCCAAGAGCAACAUCUGGCCGCUGGUUCAGAAUGACUUGUCCUACGUGGGCCAAUACUGGGAUCAGAGUACCUUUGACCUCUGGGAGGAGGUCCAGGGAUCUUCUUUCUUCACCACUGCUGUACAGCACAAAGCCUUGGUUGAGGGCGACGCAUUCGCCAAAUCUUUGGGAGAGAAAUGCGACGCAUGCGCCGUGGCACCACAAAUUCUCUGCCAGCUUCAGACCUACUGGAAUGGGUCUGCUAUUCUUUCAAACAAUCCCACCAGCGGUCGUAGCGGGCUUGACGCCAACUCGCUUCUGGGCUCCAUCCACAUUUUUGAUCCAGCUGCCGCCUGUGACGAUACCGCAUUCCAACCCUGCUCCUCCCGUGCUCUAUCCAACCAUAAGAUUGUGGUGGACUCUUUCCGGUCCAUCUAUGGUGUCAACAAGGGACGUGGUGCAGGGAAAGCUGCGGCGGUGGGCCGCUACCCGGAGGAUAAUUACCAGGGAGGAAACCCAUGGUAUCUUACUACAUUAGCGGCUGCAGAACUGCUCUAUGAUGCUCUGUACCAGUGGGACAAACAGGGUAAACUGGAAGUCACGGAAACCUCGCUUCCCUUUUUCAAGGAUCUCUCUAGUAAUGUCACCGCCGGAUCAUACGCUAAGUCCUCCUCGAGUUAUCAGUCCCUGACGAGUACUGUCAAGGCCUACGCAGACGGCUUCAUCUCUGUUAUCCAGGAAUAUACUCCCAGCAAUGGUGGAAUGUCUGAGCAAUUCAAGCGGGACGGUGGAGAACCGGUGUCUGCAUCUGAUCUAACUUGGUCAUAUGCAGCAUUCUUGUCUGCUGUUGGAAGACGAAGUGGCACUGUUCCUGCUAGCUGGGGUUCUUCAACAGCCAACAAGGUUCCCAGUCAGUGCUCAAAAGCUACAAUUUCUGGGAGUUACACUACCCCUACUGCUGGUUCGUGGUAA
Messenger RNA from Aspergillus alliaceus, 1479 nucleotides. RefSeq names its product glycoside hydrolase family 15 protein. The coding region runs from base 1 to 1479 and encodes 492 amino acids. Lineage: Eukaryota; Fungi; Ascomycota; Eurotiomycetes; Eurotiales; Aspergillaceae. Gene Ontology annotation, biological process: polysaccharide metabolic process. Gene Ontology annotation, cellular component: fungal-type vacuole. The transcript is spliced from 3 exons. The record is from RefSeq and is a predicted model, not a curated record. Gene Ontology annotation, molecular function: glucan 1,4-alpha-glucosidase activity.